UUAUGACGUUUGUAGUUUUGUGAAAGAGGUGUCGGAUUAUUCGUGUUUAUUUGCAUAGAAAACCUUUGAAAUGGCUGCUGAAAUUAAGCCUGCACCUAGAACACCUAAUGACAGGUUCUCAACUACCAAAAAACCUGCGUUGUUGAAUAAAUUAGAAGGGUGCACCGACGACGUCAACGCUGCAGUUGUAAUUCCAGGGGAGGAUGGAGUAAUUAGCGUUUGCGAUGAUAAGACAGUACGAGUAUGGCUCAAGAGAGACUCCGGGCAGUACUGGCCAAGUAUUUGUCAGUAUAUGCCAUCAGGAUGCACGUCAAUGUUCUACACUCCAGAAACACGUCAACUGUUCAUUGGCCAGGAGAAUGGAACAGUGUCAGAGUUCACAUUAGCUGCAGACUGCAAUAGAAUCAAUCCAUCCCGGGAAUACCUGGCGCACACCGCGCGGGUGACAGCCGUUGUGUUCUCCCUGAGCUGUGAGUGGGUGCUCUCCGUGAGCCGGGACAAGCUGUUCGCGUACCACUGCAGCGAGACCGGCCGCAGGAUCGGCGGCUACUCCUUCGAGGCGUGGUGCACCGCUUUGCAGUUCGAUUCCCAGUCAAAAUACGCGUUCGUGGGCGAUUACAGCGGGCAGAUAACUAUGCUGAAGUUAGAUAACAACGGCGCUACUCUAGUCACCACUUUAAAAGGACACAGUGGAUCAGUGCGAGUCUUGAACUGGGCACCUCUACCUCAACUUCUGUUUAGCGGGUCUUUCGACCAGACAAUAAUCGUUUGGGACAUCGGGGGACAAAAAGGCACGGCGUACGAACUUCAAGGCCAUAGCAACAAAGUAACAGGUCUAUGGUACGUGGGUAGUUGCGAACGGCUGGUGUCAGCGGGCGAGGACUGCGCGCUUGGUGUUUGGGAGAUGGGUGUGCGGCGACGCGAGACUCCUGCGUGGAAGGAGUCCGAUCUGUGCCAGAUUUGCCGCGCGCCUUUCAUAUGGAAUGUGCGGGCUAUGAUGGAGAAGAAACAGCUUGGCCUGAGGCAGCACCACUGCCGCUGGUGCGGCGCGGCGGUGUGCGGCGCGUGCUCGCCGCACCGGCUGCCGCUGCCGGUCAUGGGCUUCGAGUUCCCGCAGCGCGUCUGCACCGUCUGCUACGACACGCUGCGGCACGAGCCUCGCGAAUCGCUAGCGUCAUUCCACGAUAUGAAACACGCUGUAGCAUCUCUAUACGUGGACGAAGCUACGGGAAGAAUGUGCACAGCGGGCAAAGACCGCGUCAUCAAGGUGUGGGAUAUCAGCGUGCUACUCGCACCGGGCCCCAAACCCGGCACCAGCGUCCAAUAGCCACUGUAAGUCGAAAUAGAUUCUAUCGCGACGACCGUAAAGUUCGGAUUCGCUAAAGUGUCACCAUAUACCAUUUAAUUGAUAUAGGACCUCAGUGCUAGCGCCAUUUUCAGCAUCGCUACCACUUGAUAAUAGAUUCUAUUGCGAUAUAAAUUAAGUUUAUAUUCGUUGUCUAGUGUUAACAACGCGUCUAGUUGUAGACGUUUGUUCAACAACGGUCCGCUUGCAGUCGAUGAAAGAUUCUACUGCAUUAUACACAGAGUUCAGAUUUGAUGAACUGAUCCUCAAAAGUGCAGAUGCAAAUAAUGUUCCAGUCCACAGUCAUACACAUAUUACAUUAACCUCUUCGCAUGUUCAAUUAACCUUCCUUGAGAAAUCAACGACUAUCGCUAGUCAAAGUAGAUCCUGUUUUGAUCGACCUAAAGUUUGAAUUCGCUUAAAUGUCAAUCAAUGUACUAUUUCAUGGUGAUUACUGAAUUUACUUCACUUGUAUCGAGAACUUUUUCAGUGGUUGUAAUCAUCACCAUCCACUUUUAUUGAUAAAUUAAUUCCUUAGAUAUUUUUUGUAUGCUUUAGCUUAUCCGAUAUACUGAUUUUGGAUGUUAAAAUCGGCUUUUCUGUUAUCGAUAUAUUGUACUAAUUAAAAAUGUUAAGUUAAAACAUUCAUACUUUAAUACAGCUUAAUAUUUAUAUUUUAAUAUGUGUUAUUUUGUUGGUAAUCAUUAUCUUUCGUCAUUAAACUAAGACUGAGCCUUUCCUGUUCAGAGUAAUUAUAGGGUUGAUAAGAUCAAAAUAUGGAAUAACUAAAAACGUUCCAUUAAAAUAUUAUAUUUUAUUUAUACAUAUUCGGAUCUCUUUAUUGAAUUGUUUCAAUUAAAUAGUAUUUACUACCGAAGGCGGAGUAGCUCGGUGAUUUUGCUUUAGCGCAAAUAGUCCCGAGUUUGUUUCCCGGCUGGGUUUACAAAAUGUUCGUUUCUAAACUGACUCGGGUGUGAUGAGAGAAGUCUAACUUCAUCGUCUGUUAACUCGUUACACCAGCAGAGCUACUCUCCACAAUCUAUCUCUCUCACUCAUGGAGGAAUGUUGCUAUGAGUGUCAGCGAUAAGUAGACCCAUAAAACGAAAACGGCGUUUGAGAGUAGCCCCGAAGUCAUGCCUUGACUAUUCUUAUCAUCUACAUAAAGCGCAUAUUUGUUAAGAUUAUUGUAUGUUAUGCAGCGUUAUUAAAGCCACAAUGUAUGAACCGUGGCCACAAACCCUGAUGAAUGUAAACCAGCCAAAUGUAAUUAAUUACUUACUAGAUGAGCAAGCCUUAUUCUAUCAUAUACUUACCUGUUGCGAAAAAUGUUUCAAGCUUUAAAAAAUCAUUCAUUUGGAACCUCGUCAUAAUGCGUAAAGUAUGAUGAUGUCAACAUUUACGAAAUUUUAUCCUUUAAAAAAUAUUGUCCCACGUUUUAAUGUUAUGAAUUGAUAUUUUGGAUUAUUUUAUUAGCUAUAUAGCUACAGAUUAUAAUUUAUUACUUCCAUACAUCCCUAGACUUGUCCUACUAACCUACUGAAAACCUCCUAAAAAUAUAUUAAUAACAAUAAGUAUCCAUCUUAGAUAUAAAGUUCAUUAUUAUAAAAAAUAAUACCUAAAUUGGGAUUCUAAAUGAGCUUUUCACGUCUAAAAGCUAAAUGAAUUAAAUAGUAGGCAAUCAGACUUGAUACUGUUAACUUUCAUACUUAGAUAAAUAUUUAGCGCUAUCGUAUUCCAUGGUCAUAUAUGACAAUAAAUAAAUGUUAGUUACAAAGUGAUGCAAUAGGGUUAUCGCAGACGAUUAUUUCGGUGUUUCAUUGCCCUUUUCCCUUACUUCUAAGCGUAUUUUCACGACCUAUGAGACGUUUUGUUUCGUGUGCGAUAACCCUAAAUUCGCUUUAAAUCUGUAAGACAACUACUACUUUAGCUUAUAAAUAUACAGCUUAAGCAAACGGGGUGUGGACUUUCAUAGAAUUCGUGUAGUGUUUUAAAUCAAUGAAUGUCAAUCAGUUAAUUAUUGCCAAGAAAACCUUGUCUCUCGGAUGUCCGGUUGUUAACUGACGCACGACAGGCCUACAAUAAUAACUAUGCUCAUGUCGAAAGCGUUUCUCAUAGCAAAAGUAUUUUAACCUUUACCUACAUAGAUCCAGGGCGCAGUUAAAUCCGCGUCGUAUGGCAUAACGCCCCUUGAUAAGGCCCGUUCAUAGUUUAGUUUCAAUUGUUUUAUUCAUUCAAAUUUUAUUAGUAAUGUGUACUUUGAACUGUUGUCACUUUCUUCUAUGCCUAUUGGUCAAAAUGUUAUUUCAACAAUUUAUUGUUUGUGUAUGAUUCAAAUGGCAGAUUACCAAUUCGAAUUUAAAGUUCGACGGUGAGGAUUAAUUCUGAACCUUACGCGAAAAGAGAAGACAUACAUUCUAAUUUAGAGUAAUUUCGAUAUAGCUAGAAAAUAAUAUAUUCUAACAUGUAAGCCUAGAGUUGAAAAUCGUAUUUACCCAAAGGAAUGUUGUUUCAAUGAUGGUUUUCGAGUUGGAUGUGUGAACGGGCCUUUACAUCCGCGCAUGCUCAAAGUCGUAGCAUGUGCAUGCUUUCAAUAUGGAUUAGGGUUGGAAUGUCAACCAAUUGGUCUUAUUUGUAACAUUGUAACAAUUGGAACAUAUAAAUUAUUAAGCCACGUGUCUAUUCAGGCCAUUGUGAUGAAUGGCACGCUCAUAGUUCCGCGCUAGAUUUGAAAACCUAAUGAUAUGUGGGUAAACAAUCGUGCGUGAUAUAAAUGCAAAUUACUGAUUUGCGAUUCACGUGCUAUCAUUACAGUUUACGAUGUUUUACUUAUUGAUACAACACGCGUUAAUUGGAUUCUGUUGGUGUUAUUGUUGUAUGAAAAUGUGCCAGUAAUAUUAAUAAACUACAACUUCUUCAAUCUGAAAAGUUCAAUAGAGGUUUAAGAAAUGCUAUUUUUGGUGUUAGUUUACAGUUUAAAAGCACUAAAAAUAUAACAUUAGUAAAAUAUUUAUGUUAAAAAUAUUGGCUACAUCUGUACUUGUCAACGAUUCAUGAUUAUUGUCUAGGGGCCUUCUAAAACUACAUUAGUUAGUUUUUCUGUAUUCUAAAUUUAUCGCUGUCUGUACGAUACUUUAUAUAAAUAUACACAAAUUGUUGUCUUUGACAGUUUGGCUAGUUAUAUGUAGUAGGUAUAUUCAUUGGGAAGAGAUAGUUUAUUAAAUAAAUUGUUCAUUAAUUCCAACCUUAAACUGAGCAGACUUUUUGCUAUGUUUUAAACAUUAGGAUUUUUUCGCGUUAUUUUUUGUCUUGCUAAUAUUGUAUAAUAAUGUGAACAAACAUCUAAAUUAUGUCAUUAAAGUCUGCUUAGCUAGACAUUAUAGGGUAUUUACCUUGGCAGUCAAAUGGUGCAACAUGUUAGGUCCCUUGUGCCGUCGAACGGUACUUGCAAAAGCCUUGUCGAAAUCUAUAGAAAAGUUAUGAAUUCUGCUGAAAGUAGUUUUAACGAUAAGUACUAAGUCCCUGAGAAAUAUAAUCUCCGUGGUCUCGUAUUCCUCAAAUCACACAACGUUUAUGGUUUAUGACCCUGUUUUAAUUUCCAUGGAUUUUGUAAGGGGGGUUUUUUUGCAGUAUCGUUUGGAGCCACUUUUGCAUUGAUCACUCCUUUCGCUGAGGACCAAUUGAAGUUUAAAUUGUGUAUAAAUUAAAUUAACGUGUCCUUGUAUUAUAAAAAGACAUGUUAUGAAAUUGGACUAGCGUAGGGUCGUACUUGUUCGAAGUUUAAUGUAAAAAAAUGUAUAGAAAUGUAUUUAUAGACUUGAAAUUGAAAACGAAAAAAACAAUAUGUAUGCAAAUAAUGUUUAUUAUACAUACAUAGAUUACGAAUUAAAUAUUAUGUUAUACGUUUUAUUAAAUAUAAAUGAGUAUUGCCAAACUUAAUGAAUCAAAAUAUAAAGAAAAUGUUUAAUAUUUUUAAUUCAAAAUUAUAUUGUCAUAUGUUGAACUUAUCUUGUAUUACUUACUCGUGCUAACUAUAAUUAAUUUUAUAAUUUAUUUAUCGAACACCUUAAAUUAAUUCACUUUUUAAGAGAUUUUGUUGCAAAAUAAUAUAUUUAUCUGUAAUUUAAAAAUGUUUAGUUGAUCUUUUACUGUGUUAAAAGAAGUUAUUUUUCUAUUCACGGGGCUUGCUGUAUUGUGUUUGUAAGUUUACAUGUAAGAUAUAGUCACUGUGUAAUUUAUUAGACACUAGUUAGGCUGCUUAAAAUUUCUAUGCCAAUAAAAUGAUAGUAAAAA
This is a messenger RNA of Ostrinia nubilalis (European corn borer), 5635 nucleotides long. It is a transcript of the gene Wdfy2, whose product is annotated as WD repeat and FYVE domain-containing protein 2. Gene Ontology annotation, molecular function: protein binding; metal ion binding. Lineage: Eukaryota; Metazoa; Arthropoda; Insecta; Lepidoptera; Crambidae. The transcript is spliced from 8 exons. Gene Ontology annotation, cellular component: early endosome. The record is from RefSeq and is a predicted model, not a curated record. The coding region runs from base 71 to 1327 and encodes 418 amino acids.